Molecule: messenger RNA, 698 nt
Organism: Antrostomus carolinensis (chuck-will's-widow)
Lineage: Eukaryota; Metazoa; Chordata; Aves; Caprimulgiformes; Caprimulgidae
Gene: MGP
Product: matrix Gla protein
Exons: 5
Coding region: 151-462 (103 amino acids)
Cellular component (GO): extracellular region
Molecular function (GO): calcium ion binding
Source: RefSeq, a predicted model, not a curated record
CAGGACGCUGGGAGAGCUGCCCCCUCAGACAAGAGCUGCAGGCUGGCGGAGAAGUGACGGCUUAGCAGCAGAGGAUCUCCAGCUGCCCUCAGUGGAAAGGGAGCGAGACACAGUGAGAGACAGUGAGAGAUUCCUACCUGCACUGCCACAAUGCGCACCCUCAUCAUCCUUAUGCUCCUGGCUGUUUUGGUGAUGGCUGCUACUAGCUAUGAGUCCCAUGAGAGCAUGGAAUCCCAUGAGUAUCUCAAUCCCUUCAUCAACAGGCAAAGGGCCAAUGGCUUCAUACAUGCUGACACGAGACUAGAAGCCAUCUCUCAGGAGAGGAUCAGAGAGCGUAAUAAGGCGCCCCAGGAACGUCAGAGGGAGAUCUGCGAGGACUACUACCCCUGUGAACUCUAUGCUUUUCGCCAUGGCUAUGCUGCUGCUUACAGGCACUAUUUUGGGAGGAGGAGGACUAAGUAAAGUAUGACCUGUCCCCACCCUGGGGCCUGGAGCCCAGGGUAUCCUCCCAAAAAAUGCAAUGGCUCUGAAACAUAUUCAGUUGCUUGUGUUCCUGUAUGUUAUCCUGCCUGCUUAUCUCCCAUGUAGCCAUGGAUUCCUACACUGUGUUAAUUAGCGCUGAGCUGAUGCAGCAGAGAUCGGAGAGAGUUCAGGAUGUGGGUGUUUACUAUGCAAUAAAUUGCUGGUUUGAUACUAUC